GAAGUCUACUUAAGUAAAGUACAGAUACAUAAAACGUGUACUUAAGUACAGUACUUAAUUACUUUUACUUCGUUGCGUUCUACGUUUUUUUUUUUGCGUGUCUCCAGCUUUGGCCCGGAGGUAGUCAGGGGGAUGUAGUGCGUUUGGAGGGGGACUGAAAACGUCACAUUCAAGGAGCUGUAGCAGCUUUGUUAACUCCAGAAGUUAGAGCGCCAGCUGCGCUCCAUAAACAUCCCCAUAUUACUAAGCGCACAGCACACAGCUCCAGCGGCACAAUGAAGAGCGCACUCUUUUACCUUCUGGUGACUUUACCUGCCGUCAGGGCGACUCCUUUUCAAUACAACGUAUUCCAAGGAAACACUUACUCUGGCUCCGAAUCACGUCAGAGGAAUAAAAAUUGGUGUGCGUAUGUGGCGCAGAAAAACGUAAGCUGUGUGAUCACUGGUGGUACGGAGAGCUUUGUGCAGCCCGAGUUUGUGCCGUGCCCGCCAGAGAUGCCGCACUGUGAGCCACAGAUGGUAUAUCGGACACACUUCAGACCAAUGUAUAAGAUUGGCUACAAGAUUGUGUCAGAGCUAGAGUGGCGGUGUUGCCCAGGAUACCAGGGUUAUGACUGUAAGGAGCUCAAAGACACAAGUCUGCUGUCACCAAACCGCUCACCCUCUUCUCCAUCAGGUCAUAUUCCAGUGCCCCAAGGUCCACAAGUGAACACAGAGCAUCCAUGGGCAGGAGAUGGACAGUUUCCUAUUCACACACGUCAUAAACCUUCAUUUGGCCAGGCUGGAUCUCCAAACCCCCGACACUUGGAAGAGGAGGUGAAACAUCUCUCGCAGAUGGUCCUGGACAUGCAAGCCAGGAUGACUGACAUGGCUUCUAACUUGCGACUGGACUUUCAAGAGGAUGCCAGUAAAAUGCUGAUAUCCCUGUUGAAUGACCACAGACAGCCAGCUAGUGCUCGUGGCGCCAAUACACAGACCGUCCGGGUCCAGGACCUCGCUACUGAGCCAGAGACGUGGCUUGAGGUCAUGGACAAGAUCAACCGCGUCACUGGUGCCAUGGAGUCCAACUCCAACACCCUAGAUGACCUCUUGGAACGGGUCAACCGUCAAGAUGGACAAAUUGAUCUGCUGAUAAAGAGCGCAAAGAAGCCGCAAGUAAUGCCUGCCUCAGGAUAUGAGCCUGACCUACGAUCCUACUUGGACGAAAACAUCCGUGUUUUGAGGGAGGAGCUGAUGGAAGGCAUUGAGAUUAAAAUGGCAGAUAUGAAAAACUCGUGUGAGUAUAAAAUGAUGUCUGUCCAGGAGCUAUGUGAGAACCAGGAGUCCCACUACCUCAGUCUAACUGAACUUAUGGAAUCAAAAGAGGAUGACCUCCGCAAUGAAAUCAAACAGCUCAAAUCAAAGUUGGAAAGAGAUGGACAAGGACAGUCUGGAAAUUCUUCUCUGCCAAAUGCAGUUGUGGCUCGAGUGGAAAACAUAGAGCGAUGUCUAAACCUUUCUGAGAAAACUUUGUCAAGGAAGUGUGGACACUUAAAUACAGAUCAGUCACAGGAUCUUCAAGAUCUUAAGACAGCUGUGGAGGCAAAGUUGGUCUUCAUGCAGGAUAGACUGGGUUCUUUUUUGGCAAAUACAGGGACAGACUCCUCACCUGGUUUGGAUUCAACUCACAACAUGCCACUGGACAAAGCUGCUAACUUCACUGGAAAAACACUGAAUUAUUUACAGAAAGGCCUAAAUAAAACUGAGGCUAAAGUAACAGUUAUGGAGAAGAGUCAUCAAGACUACCAAAAAGAUAUAGACAUCCUCAAAACAGGUAUUAAUAUACAACAUCGAAAACUUGGAGAUAUGGAAAAAUCUAUUUUCAUCAACAAUUUGAACUUUGAAAAUCUUACCAAAGAGCUAAGAUCAGUCAAAAAUGACCUAGAAACUACACAUUGCAAAGAAAAAACAAAAGAAGUUGGGAAGGAGCUGGCUCACCUGGACAGUCGUAUUGCAACUGUAGAAGGUUUAUGCAGCAAGCUGGAGCCCAUCUCUAAUCAUCUUGAGCGGAUCAAAGAUGGCCUUAACAAACAUGUCACCAGUUUGUGGACUUGUGUGAAUCAGCUUAACAGCACAGUGGGGUCCCAGAGCAGUGACAUAGGCCAGCUGAGAGGAACCUGUCAGAAUCUAGAGACCUAUCUGUCCCAAGUCACCAAAGAUCUUCAGUCAUUCUCAACCAGCCGUCCCACGGAGACAGCUGAUGAUGCUGCAGAACCUCCCAAGGCAGGACCCCCCCUGGCAGGACCUCCCCUGGCAGAACCCCCCCAGGCAGGAGCUCCUCCGGCUGGCCCUAAAAUGACUGUGAUUGAGUCUGGUGAGGCUGGACCCCCUGGCAAAAUGAUCUCAUCCAAGUUACCCCGGGGUGCAGAUGGGAGCAUGGCACCUGUUCAAGGCUAUGCAGGGGCCCCAGCCUCUCCAGAUAAAUCUAGUGAGACAUUAAAGCCAGGCCAGCCAGUGGUUUCAGAAGAGAAGAUUGCAUUCUCUGUUGGCCUAACUCUCUUACGUGUUCUGGGAGACGCUGGUACUAUUCGGUUUAACAAAGUGUUGGUCAAUGAUGGAGGAAACUAUGACCCACACACAGGUAUCUUCACAGCUCCCAUGGGUGGCCGUUACCUGGUGAGCGCUGUGCUUGCCCCCCAGCGAGGUGACAAAGUGGAGGCUGUCCUGUCUGUGUCCAACCACAGCAUUCAGAAACUGGACUCCUCAGGGUUCUUCUUUGGAACCACACAGCCACAUGGACAGUGUAACUGCAGUAGUGUGGCCUCCCUCAGCCUGGUCCUACCUCUCAAACAAGGAGACCGGGUCGGACUCCAACUGACUUCUGGCAAACUGGCCACUUCAGCCUCAUCUGAGAUCCUGUCCUCUUUUAGUGCUGUGCUGCUCUAUGCCACUCCAGUCAUACACUAGCUAUGUGCAACCUAUCAACAUGUGUGACUUUGUGGAAGGUUUUAAUAGUUUACAUUUGAUUUGAUUGUAUAAAAUGCAGCAACUAUAAUUAUUAUUUGUAAUGGUGAUGCCCACAGCGUAGUGACAGAACUACAGGUAGUGUUUAGCUGUGGCAAGGCAACCUGUGAGGUUAUACAGAAAUAACACAUUUUAGCAUUAGCAUUAAAAUUCUCACUCACCAUGGUUUAAUUCUUCAAUGUUCACUAUAUCAGGUAGUUCUCAUGGUAUAUAAUAUUUAUUUUCACCUUUACAGACAGCCUCAAAUCCAGUAUGCAUCUCAGUGGUAAAAAUCUCCCUGAGCACAGCUUCAUACUACCCUUACAUAAUAUACAUACAUAAAUGUUCAGCACUGUUGGUUAUUCUCUAAUUUGUUUGAGAAUACCCUUACUCAUCAGUGCAGAAACAAUUUUAUUAACCAGUAAACAUAUUUGUAUGAAGUACUGACAAAAUACUGAUGUUAAGAUUCUUAAUAUUGAAAUUAAACUUCUUAAUGUUAAAAUUGCAGUCACAAUUAGCAGAUUGCAGAGACCUGCAACAUUGUUGAGCUUUAUGAUUAACAAAACGCGGCAGCAUUUUCUCCAUUUAAAUUAUCAUUGAAAAAAAUAUGUGAGUUCUUCACAUAAAAUUUCACUUUCAUAGAAAGAAUAUAUUUUAUACUAAUGUGAAGUAAAUUAGCUUUAAGACAAAGGCUGAAGCAAAAUAAAUCAUAUCACUGGUAAAAUCUAAUGCAAAUACAAAAUAUAAGACAUUCUUAAACUAUUUUCCAGUGUCCCUACAGGGACUAUAGCAGCAGUAUCUCUUUAUCUGUCAGACUUAACACUGCAUCAACCUCAUGAGAACAGCAUAAUAAUUAAGGCCUGAAAAUAUACAGCUUCUACCUUCUUUAUAAAUGCAAAAAUCUAUAGUUUAAUGUGUGUGUGCUGAUACUAACAUGUAACACCUAACAUUAUUUACUAAAGUGCAUAAUAACUUCAUGCAUAAGCAUGCGCAUAUGUUGGGCUGUGUCAAAAAUGCAUAGCAACAUGUCAAAUUCACUUAUGCUCAAGGGAUUACCAUUAGUUCUGCUUUAAGGAUGUAUGCAACCCCAAAAAAAUGUUAUCACUCCAAAAAAAAUGAUACUGUAUUCCUGUAUUCCUGUAUCCUGUAGGCAAUCCCAGCUGUCCGGUGUGAUAAUCCAGUGUACAUACUACAGUGUUUAAUAGCCAAACUCGUCAAAGCACACUGGGGGAAUGGGCUGCCUCCAGAAGCAGAAGGAGCUGAACUCUGGGCAGCAGAAGGUGGCGUUAUGUUGUGUGUUUCUUAAAGGGAAUACAUGCUCCACCAGCUCACUCAGGCGACUGUAUCUAAAGUGGAAAGAGUUGAACAAUAAGACCUUGUCUGUCUGAGACACACACACACACAGUGGUUAGUGGUGUGAUACUUACGAUGUUUUAUUGCCUUUGGCCAGCUCCAGGAUCAACUCCCCUUUUGGAUUCACUGUAAAGAUCCGGCUCACAGGCACACCCACUUUCUUGUAGGCAAACACAUCCUUAAGACAGAAAAGAAAAACAAUAGUUCAAAACAAUAAUUGCAUUUGAAUAUAGAGUUUACGUAAAAUAAAAAGACAAACACUUACAUUGUCUCUGUUUCCAAAAGCUGCGUAGAAGGGAUGAGUGUUUGGGGAAAACAGAUUCUUAAUGUCUGUCAGACAUUCAAUUUUGAACUUUUCUGGCUUUUUUUCAAUGACUUCUCUAUUAAAAGAAUCAAAAAUG
This is a messenger RNA of Boleophthalmus pectinirostris (great blue-spotted mudskipper), 4735 nucleotides long. RefSeq names its product elastin microfibril interfacer 2b (gene emilin2b). NCBI's taxonomy places the organism in Eukaryota, Metazoa, Chordata, Actinopteri, Gobiiformes, Gobiidae. The coding region runs from base 276 to 2945 and encodes 889 amino acids. The record is from RefSeq and is a predicted model, not a curated record. The transcript has 8 exons. Gene Ontology annotation, molecular function: protein binding.